Molecule: messenger RNA, 1415 nt
Organism: Musa acuminata AAA Group (dessert banana)
Lineage: Eukaryota; Viridiplantae; Streptophyta; Magnoliopsida; Zingiberales; Musaceae
Product: phosphoglycolate phosphatase 1A, chloroplastic
Exons: 11
Coding region: 105-1208 (367 amino acids)
Molecular function (GO): phosphatase activity
Source: RefSeq, a predicted model, not a curated record
CUGGCUUAACCCCUCACCACCUCAACGCCACUCGAAUGGAGGAGACACCUUUAAAUGCAUUCUCAUAUCGCCCACCCAUUUGAAGCGACAUCGGGAGGGAGGAGAUGUUGAUGACCAGGGGAGUCUCCGACGUCUUCCUCGCAGUAUCCGCCUCGGCCUCUUCUCGAUCCCCGGCUCCCCCGGCCUUAGCGACGGGGCGACGGCUCUUCUCGGCGCUUCUCCCGCCGUCGUCCUCUCUCUCCUCCUCUAACCGCCACUUCGGACCGCGGCGACGGCUCGGACGCUGGAGUUCGACCAUGGCCGCGAGAGCCGCGGCUCAGAGGCUGGAGAACGUCGACGAGCUCAUCGAAUCUGUCGAGACCUUCCUCUUCGAUUGCGAUGGAGUUAUAUGGAAGGGCGAUAAAUUGAUCGACGGGGUGCCCGGGACUCUUGAUAUGCUUAGAUCAAAGGGGAAAAGAUUGGUUUUUGUGACUAACAACUCCACAAAGUCGAGGAAGCAGUACGGGAAGAAGUUUGAAACUCUUGGUCUGAGCGUCACUGAGGAGGAGAUCUUUGCAUCAUCUUUUGCUGCGGCUGCUUACUUGAGGUCCAUCGACUUCCCUAAGGAUAAGAAGGUAUAUGUGAUAGGUGAGGAUGGAAUCCUGAAGGAGCUAGAGCUUGCUGGAUACCAGUAUCUUGGUGGUCCGGAAGAUGGCGAUAAAAAGAUAGAGCUGAAACCUGGUUUUUUGAUGGAGCACGAUCACAAUGUUGGAGCAGUUGUGGUUGGAUUUGAUCGCUACUUCAACUACUAUAAAGUUCAGUAUGGAACACUUUGUAUACGUGAAAACCCUGGGUGUAUUUUCAUUGCAACAAAUCGUGAUGCUGUAACUCAUCUGACUGAUGCUCAAGAAUGGGCAGGUGGAGGUUCAAUGGUUGGGGCAAUUUGCGGUUCAACCCAACGGGAGCCACUUGUUGUGGGAAAGCCCUCGACUUUUAUGAUGGAUUACUUAGCAAACAAGUUUGACAUUCUCAAAUCUCAAAUAUGCAUGGUAGGAGAUCGGUUGGAUACCGAUAUACUAUUUGGGCAAAAUGGUGGCUGCAAAACACUUCUUGUACUCUCAGGUGUUACUUCUCUGCAAAUGCUGCAAAGCCCCAGCAACUCCAUACAACCAGAUUUCUACACAAACAAGAUAUCAGACCUUGUCACUCUUAAAGCUGCAGCAGUCUGAAUGAGAAGAAUAACUUCAUUUGUUAUUGUUUUUAAGCUGCAAAACAUUGCAGUCCUUUAUAUUAUAUACCUAUAUAUGAACCAAAUAUGAUUUUUGAUUGCACAGGAACAGUUCUUAUAGAUUAUGAUUUUUCUUUUUCUUUUUUGACAAGGAGUGAUGUAUGGUUCAUAGCCUAAUAUGCAAAUGAAUUGACCUGGAUUUAACCCA